UAGCCUCUUCCUAUAAAACCACCCACGCUAAACCUCGCUCUCUCAGCGUGAGCAAAACGAGCGAAAUAAAAUAGAAAUGGCUCCCUCGUACUGCGUGAAGGAGAGCAAACCCUGCGUCGGUUGGGUUCAGCGUUACUUGGAUGAUUGUCUCUGCGAUCUUAAAGAUGAAAUCUCCUUUUCCUUGGGCUUCAUCAGUCUCAUAUGCUGGGGAGUAGCAGAAAUUCCUCAGAUUAUCACCAACUUUCGAGCUAAGUCUAGCCAUGGUGUCUCCCUAGCCUUUCUCCUCACUUGGGUCGCUGGCGACAUGUUCAAUCUCGUUGGUUGUGUUCUGGAGCCUGCCACGUUGCCUACUCAGUACUACACAGCUCUGCUUUACACAAUCACUACGAUCGUGCUAGUACUUCAAAGCCUCUAUUAUGACUACAUCUAUAAAUGGAACAAGCGUCGUCGAAAUAUCAACAUCGACGAGGCCCAGGAAGAAGAGAAAAAACCUUUGAGACCCAAACCAGGGCCACAGUCAGGGAUUGCAAUACCAAAUGACGAACCCAAAUCAACGCCCCGACGGGAAUACUACUAUAGGUCAGCGAGAUCUCUGGCCGGUAAUGAUACUCCACCAUUUGGUACCUACUUGAGAGCUGCUAAAAGUGUCCCUUCGGCCAUGGAAAUGAACAAUGAUUCAUCCUCUGAUGAUGAGCCACCUCCACUUUCUUCCACCAAGCCUGUAACACAGCCUAGACCCAUCCCUCGAUCUGUCCCUGCAAGCUAUGGAACAUUUCUAGCAGCAUCUAUGAACUUGCCCCGGCAGGGUAAUGCUUUGAAGGAGGGAUACAUAAGAUUCAACGGAAGAAAGCUACUCUUGCAGAACUCAUCACAGGAGCAAAACAUGCACAGUGCCUUGGGUCAAUGGUUAGGAUGGUUUAUGGCUGUGAUCUAUAUGGGUGGCAGGCUCCCUCAAAUAUGGUUGAAUAUUAAACGAGGGAGUGUGGAGGGCUUAAAUCCUCUGAUGUUUCUCUUUGCAUUGAUCGCCAAUGCCACUUACGUUGGAAGUAUUCUUGUAAGAACUACCGAAUGGGAAAGCAUCAGAGCUAAUAUGCCAUGGCUGUUGGAUGCCAUAGGUUGCGUGGCAUUGGAUCUAUUCAUAAUUUUGCAGUACGCCAACUAUAGAUACAUUCGGAAGAAAGCAAGAAGUGAUGAUUCUGAUUACGGGAACUACGAGGAAGACAACAAAAGAUUCGUGUCUUGAUACGCCGAACUGUAACAACAUGUUAAUCUUUCCAAAACUGAAACCAUCGUAUAACACUUCUAUUUCACCAUAACAUUUAGCUAUUAGUAAAGGCGUGGUUAGAAUAUUGAAGUGGCCUCAUUAGGAAACGUGUCUAUUUUCACGUUAAUGUGAUAUAGGAAGCUGUCAAAGUUAUCAAUA
Messenger RNA from Vigna umbellata (rice bean), 1423 nucleotides. Lineage: Eukaryota; Viridiplantae; Streptophyta; Magnoliopsida; Fabales; Fabaceae. The record is from RefSeq and is a predicted model, not a curated record.